AAUAUAUAUUUUUCAAGAAAUUAACAACGUAAAAACCGGGAAAAAAAACAAAGUAACAGCCGAAAAAACAAUUUUCCAGACAUUGCAAAGCCAAAAAUACCACAUUUUUCUUUGUUUUUUCAGUUGUCUUGCUCCUCCAGAUCCGUCGGUGAUUUGUUUCCCUUAAAGGAUUCGUAUUUUGAUUUGCAUGGAGCUAUGGAAGAAACAAAGGAGCUGUAGAAUAUAUGGAUUCAUGAUUUUUGGUGUUUAUUUGUGAAUCGAAGAAGGUUGAUAUUUAUCAAUUCGAUUAGGGAUUUGUUGUUGGGUGCUUUUCUUUGUUGUUUUGGGGUGCGAGGAUAGAUGGCAACGGGAGGGAAGGUUGGUCAUAGAAGCAACUUUAAGAGAAGGGGUAGAUCGAAGGACGAGGAUUCGGAUGGUUCGGAUGAAGAUUACGUAGUUUCCGACGAGGAUAAUGAGGAAUCUGAUGAUGAUGUGGAAGAGUAUUGUUCUUCCGCAGAUGUAUGUGCAUCGGAAGAGAGUUUUGGGGGUUUUGUCGACGAGGAAGAGAAAGUGGUGAGGAAGGCUGUUAGGUCGAAAGCUAAACGGAUGCCUCUGGCAAGGAAGAGGAAGAUUGUAGAGAGGAAAAUGCGAAAGCAGAAAGUUGCGUUGGAUGAAGAAGAUGAUGAGACGGAGGAAUAUGAGGUGGUGGUGGUGGAGGAGGAGGAGGAGGAGGGGGAAGAAGAAGAUGAGGAGGAAUAUGAUGAAGAUGACAACGAUGAGGAAUUCACUUUGGACGAAGAAGAUUGUUUUGAUGAGGAAGAGGAAUUGACUGUGACAAAGAAGAAAAACAGUAUGAGAGUUCGUAAGAAAGGUUUGCGGAAAAAGGGUCCUCCUAAACAAAGGAAAAAGUUUAAGAAAUCUGCUGUUUCUAAGAAGCUUUCAAGAAACGGAGGGAGGAAGAAACGAUUGUUGAAAAGGAAAAGGAGGGUCGAGGAAGAAGAUGAUGAGUAUUGUGAUUUUAUAGACAACACUUCAGUUGUGAGAAAAAAGAGCAAAACAAAUGGAGGACGCAGAAACAAGGCGUAUGUUGUACCGUCCGAUUCAGAUUUUGUAUUGUCUGGGGCAUCUGACUAUGAGUAUACCGUCUCAGAGGAAGAAAGAGAGCAAGUUAAAGAAACGAGCCGUAUGUGUGGAAGUUUGAAAACUAGUUUGAGGAGUUCAUCAUCCUCUAAGAUAAUCGACGAGGUUGAGGAGCUAGGCCAGAAUAAGAAACCUCCAGGUAGAAAGGGCAAGGAGAAGGUAGAAGAAAAGAAGGCUGAAGUAAUAAAGCCAGUUUGUGGCAUUUGCCUCUCCGAGGAAGAUAAGCGAAGAUUUAGGGGCACAUUGAACUGCUGCAAUCAUUAUUUUUGUUUCACCUGCAUUAUGGCAUGGUCCAAAGUGGAAUCUCGUUGCCCAUUGUGCAAGCAAAGGUUCGAAACAAUCAGUAAGCCUACUAGAUCAAUGGCGGGGGUUGAUUUGAAAGAGGUGGUGAUUCAAGUCCCCAAGUGUGAUCAGGUCUACCAACCGUCUGAGGAAGAACUCAGAAGCUAUCUGGACCCAUAUGAGAACGUCUUUUGUUCUGAAUGCCACCAAGGUGGGGAUGAUGAAUUGAUGUUACUGUGUGAUCUAUGUGAUUCAUCAGCACACACCUAUUGUGUCGGUCUGGGGCGGGAAGUACCUGAAGGUAAUUGGUACUGUAAUGGUUGCAGGCCUGUAGCUCUUGGUUCUUCUAGUUCCCAAGUUCAAGAUUCUUUGCCUGACCAGAGAACAAACAAUUUGUACAACAGAUUCUCACCUGUUGUAAAUGUAGGAGAAAGUUUAGACUCCAACGUAGUGCCUUCACCUCAUAUGCCUUUAACUCCCGGUUUUGUGGGUCUUUCAUCGCCUAGAUUUCCUAGUGUAGAUGUUACAGCUGGUUCUCCAGUAUCUGGAGCAGGAGCACCGACUCUGAUGGGUAGGCGAUGGUUGCACCGCCAGAUUCAAAAUCUCCGUUCAAUCAAUAGGAUGAAUCUUAUGGCUGGUAGAUCCGACGGAAUACCAGCUGUUAAUACGGACAUUGAUUUUGUAAAUUCUCACAUUGAUCAGAGUAGGGGACCAACAGUUCAACAAGCUAGGAAACAAGAUGUGGGUUCUCAACCACAAAUAGUGUUCGAGGAGAGGUUACAGGAUUAUCCCUCUUCUUCAGUGCAAGGCAGGGACUUCUUUUCUUCAAGGUUGGAUCACUUAAGACGGCAAGCAGUUCAAGAAUUGACAACCCCUUCGUUAAGUACACCUGUGAACUUGACUUUGUGGCCUGAACUUGCUGGUAUGAGUUCAAACGGGCAACUCCCGAAUUGCAGCAAUGGAUCAAACAUUAGGCCUGACAGUCAUGAUUUGCCUUUUUCUGUUAGAGACGAGGAUAAUGUUUUGAUGGCCAAGGAACAAUUGCAUGCAAUGGUUAGAAGCCAUUUGAAAGCCUUUUCCAGUAGAAUCGAUUUAGACAACGGCACUCUCAAGGACAUAGCAACGAGUUCCAUGCAUACCUUACUGGCUGCUUGUGGACUUGAGCAUAGGAGUAGUGAGGUUCAAAUCGUGCCUCCGUCGUCAAAUUGUGUGCACGUUGAAAGAGUGGCAGCUGGACAGGCGAGCUUAAUGAAAGGCUGUUGCUUAACUUGUUUCGAUUCUCUUGUAAAAGAUGUAGUAAAGAGGAUCAUGGAUGCAAGAUCCCGACGGUGGUUAAGUUUAGGUCUUUAGAUCUUCGAUGUGGUAAAUGUAUCUCUCAGCGUAUUUUUUACUUUUCGAGUAGGAUUUAGAAGCAAAUU
Molecule: messenger RNA, 2819 nt
Organism: Hibiscus syriacus
Lineage: Eukaryota; Viridiplantae; Streptophyta; Magnoliopsida; Malvales; Malvaceae
Exons: 4
Coding region: 340-2751 (803 amino acids)
Source: RefSeq, a predicted model, not a curated record